Messenger RNA from Cordyceps militaris CM01, 2199 nucleotides. RefSeq names its product Sec1 family superfamily. Gene Ontology annotation, molecular function: syntaxin binding. The coding region runs from base 1 to 2199 and encodes 732 amino acids. Gene Ontology annotation, biological process: vesicle-mediated transport; intracellular protein transport. The transcript has 5 exons. The record is from RefSeq and is a predicted model, not a curated record. NCBI's taxonomy places the organism in Eukaryota, Fungi, Ascomycota, Sordariomycetes, Hypocreales, Cordycipitaceae. Gene Ontology annotation, cellular component: secretory granule; plasma membrane.
AUGGGGCUGUCGGUGAUUCAAGAACAGCACGAUGUGAUCCUCAACGAGAUCCGCAGCAUCACCCAAGGCGAUUGGAAAUCCCUCAUCGUGGACGAACUCUCGAAAAAAGUCAUCGACAAUUGCAUGAAGGAAGAUGAUAUUCUCAACGUCAACAUUGCCACCAUCGAGCGCAUCGAGGAGCGCCGCGCUCCGAACCCCGACAUGGAUGCCGUCUACAUCCUGACCCCCGACGCGCACAUUGUCGACUGCCUCCUCGCCGACUUUGAGGUCCGCCGGUACCGCAGGGCCUACCUCGUCUGGACCAGCCUGCUCGAGCCGGGGCUGCGACGGCGCAUUGACGACUUUCCCGGCAUCCGCCAGCUGCGCGCCAGCUCCAAGACGCUCUUUAGCGACUUUUACCCCCGCGAGUCGCACCUCGUCAUCUUUCGCGACCCCUGGAGCUUUCCCAUGCUCUACCACCCGGCCUGCAACAACCUGGUCCGCACGCACAUGCAAACUUUGGCACAAAAGAUAGCCGGCGUAUGCAUCACACUUGGCGAAUAUCCCAAAGUCCGCUUCUACCAGCCGCGCAAUCCGAUCCACGAAGCGAGCGUCCUGUGCGGCCACCUGGCGCGCUUUGUGCAGGAAGAGCUCGACGGCUACGCCAAGUAUAACACUAGCUUCCCGCCUCAAACGAACCGGCCUCAGGGCGUAUUGCUCGUUACGGAUCGCGCCAUGGACCUGAUGGCUCCUCUAGUCCACGAGUUCUCGUACCAAGCCAUGGCACACGACCUACUGCCCAUCAAGGAGGGUGACAAGGUCACAUACCACACCGUUAUCAAUGCAAACACAGAAGAAUCUGAAGCGAAAGAAAUGGAACUGUCCGAAAAGGACAAGGUCUGGGUCGACAACCGUCAUCGCCACAUGAAGGACACGAUUGAUAAGCUAAUGGCCGACUUUCAAAAGUUCCUCGACCAAAACCCUCACUUUACCAACGAAAACGCCGAUCCUACCAACCUGAGCGCAAUUCGAGACAUGCUGGCCGGGCUGCCGCAGUUUCAAGAGAUGAAAGGGGCUUACUCGCUGCACCUUACCAUGGCACAGGAGUGCAUGAAUAUUUUCCAGCAGAACAAGCUGCCCGAUCUUGCCUCGGCAGAGCAGACCCUUGCCACAGGUAUCGACGAGGAUUUCCGCAAACCGAAAAAUGUAUUGGAAUCUAUCGUCCGAUUACUCGACGACGAAGCGAUCCGUCCCAUGGACAGACUACGGCUCAUUAUCAUGUACACUCUCUUCCGCGGAGGCAUCAUCAUGGAAGACGUUAAGAAACUGCUGGCUCAUGCCGGUCUACCCCUCUCAGAUGGCGAGGUCAUUAGCAACCUAGAGCUUCUGGGCGGCUCCGUCAAUCACCAGCUCAAGGAGCAGCGACGGCCGUACGCAGCCUUGUUCCCAAAAGAUGCCAAGGCGUCGCAGCUGAAUGAGGAGUCGUUUUUAUCCCGCUUCGAACCCGCGCUAAAACCCUUACUCGAGAACCUUGUGAAGGGCGGUUUAGAUCAAGGGUUGUUCCCGUACGUGAAGCCGCCCUUGGACCCGAACGAGGAACUUCUGGCGGCACAGGGAACGUCGCUCCGCGCUGGACGACCAAACUGGGCGGCGGCCGGACGGCGGCAGCCCGAGAACAAGCAGCGCAUCAUUGUCUUCAUGGCUGGUGGCGCGACGUACAGCGAGAGUCGUGUCUGCUACGACGUCGGCAGCCAAAACAGCCGCGAUAUUGUCCUCGUCACCUCACACAUGUUGACACCGCAAUUUUUUAUCCGCCAAGUCGGCGACCUGAGCCGCGACAAGCGCCAACUCGACCUGCCACUCGAUAGACCCAAGCCCCGCGCACCCGCUCAUCUGCUCGAGCGUCCCGCGCCACCCCGCGGCGCGCAACCACCACAACCCGGACAAGCACCGAUGCAACAAGGCCGCGGCAGCGGUCGUGCGCCUCUGCCGCAAGGCGGCCUCCCUAUCCGGCCCGGACAAGCCAACGCUGCUCCCAGCAAAGCCCCCGCGCCGCCCACACAGGCCAUGGGCAGCAUGACUCUGAACCACCCGCCCGUACCGCCCAGCAACGGCAGCGGGCUACCCCAGGCGCCGCCCUCACUGCCGCCGCCGCCGGCUGCUGACGGCAAGCUACACAAGGAGAAGAAGCGGAGAAACUUUCUGGGCAUGAAGAAGUAG